Molecule: messenger RNA, 1003 nt
Organism: Rhodofomes roseus
Lineage: Eukaryota; Fungi; Basidiomycota; Agaricomycetes; Polyporales; Fomitopsidaceae
Exons: 2
Coding region: 178-762 (194 amino acids)
Source: RefSeq, a predicted model, not a curated record
GAGAAUGGUUCUGCGGCGGGCGUCACGUAGUCACAUGGCGCGUGGCGAGGCACGCCGCGACCGCCUUCCGCUUUUGGAAACCACGCCUCAUCCUUCCCACCGCGUCUCGAGUCUUCGACGCGCAAGGCCUCCUUCGUCCGCGUCCUCCACCGUCCACUCUCCCCGACUUUGACAAGCAUGCGUGUAGCAAGCCUUCUUACAUGCAUCGCCCUGCCUCUGUUGGCUGCCGCCCAGAAUAGCUCUGGAUCGCAACAACAGUCAUCACAGCAGCAGUCUUCAUCGCAGGGCUCCUCCCAAGCGUCAGGCUCGCAGGCGUCAGGCUCCUCGCAGCAGUCGUCCGUACAGCAAACCGUCAUCGUGACCACAGUUACCACCGUCGUUCCUUCCACAUCCUGGGCACCGGGCAACGUUGUCACCGGCGGCCAGACAAUCACCUCCUCGUUCCCUCACGUCACCAGUAUCACCACGACUGAGGUGAUAUCGUCGACAUCCAUCAUCGGAGGAGGGAACAACAAAAACGGGGGUUCGGCUUCCUCGACCCCGAAAGUUCCCGCGUCAACGGCGCCAUCCAGUAUCAACGGUGGAGGCACAGGUGCCCCCAACGGUGCGCCGAGUCCUGGCCAGUCAGGCUCACACGGCAAAUAUGGCCCGAACGAGACGUAUAUAGCAUCGGCGCUCGCUGUGUUGCCACCUCUGCCAGGACAUGCCCUUUUUACGGUGGUGACGGGGAUGGCGAUUGGAGCUGCGAUGGUCUUCGCAUGAAGCUGGGCGGACAUGACGUUGUUUGGAACACUGUUUUCUCUGGGACUGCAUUGCAUUUACGGACGCUUGGCUGGCGGCGAUGGACCGACUGUUAUAUAUUACAUGCGUAGCGUACUUUGCUAGGACAACACUGGGAUAAUACUCUUGCAUCAUCAGUUUCGCCUACCCAUACUUACGUCGAAUGAACACUCCCCGUAGCACCGUUUUGCGGUCACGAUCUAAUGACGCUCGUUGUUCUGUC